AUGGUUUUUUUGUUCACAGAUUGGCGCGCACCGAUGACGGACGAAACGGAGGCGGCGCGAAGGCGUCCGCCACCUCCGCCCCCUCGGCCCAGCAGCUAUGGCACGCAGAUAAGUCCGCACCACGGGAACCAAAUGAGUCCACAGCAUGUUACUCAUGUUAGCACACAACAAGGUGCUCAGAUGAGUAACCAGCACGGCGCUCAGAUGAGUCCACAGCAUGGCGCUCUGAGGAGUCCACAGCAUGGUGCACACAUGAGUCCAAAACACAGUGCUCAACUCGCAAUUCAACCUGUGCGACCUCCGGAGCCGCGGCCGCGGACCCAGCCCCCGCCACGUCUAAUCCGACCGUCCGAACACCUUGCCAUCGUCGAACGCUCACGAGAACGUCGUGCACCCCCACUAACACCAACAGUGGCCAUCGUGCACGGGCCUCGUCCGUCAGUACCAGUUUCCCAAACUCCCUCUUCACACCACACUGCUUUAGUUCCGCACGUACCUUCGCCUAUCCAUGGUCUCCUGGCUCACUAUACACACCCAACUCCAUAUGUACCUUCUACUCCACCCGCGUUGCGGCCACGGGCGCCCCCACCGAUGAGAAUGCCAGCGCCGGUUCCGCCAACUAUGAUGAGGUUGCCACAACCAAGGAGAGAUGUUCAGACUAUUAAAGGGGAGUGCGAACUCAAUUUGAGAACCGCGAAAACACCGCUGAUAUUCCGAGAAAGGCAACGGAUCGAGUACGUGAAAAAUAGCACAUUACGUGCGCCCAAUAAGCACGCCGAGUAA
Molecule: messenger RNA, 783 nt
Organism: Parnassius apollo (apollo)
Lineage: Eukaryota; Metazoa; Arthropoda; Insecta; Lepidoptera; Papilionidae
Source: the annotation of a GenBank genome assembly